Canis lupus familiaris (dog) is the source of this 1104-nucleotide messenger RNA. Its product is annotated as SLAM family member 9-like. The record is from RefSeq and is a predicted model, not a curated record. Lineage: Eukaryota; Metazoa; Chordata; Mammalia; Carnivora; Canidae. The transcript has 4 exons. Bases 41 to 895 code for a protein of 284 amino acids.
CUGUGUUCUAGAUGCUUCCCCAGCCUCACUGUAGAACCAGAUGGAUCCAGCAGGGAGGCAGCCUGCCAUGGGCCCCUGCUCAGGGGACCCCCACCUGGGCGGGACCUCCUGGCUCCUGGGACUCACCAGCCUCAUCCUCCGCGUCUGCAGCACUGGCACCCAGCGUUCUGCAGCCCAUGGUUCUGGAGUUGAGGAUUCUGGAAACCCCGUUUCCCUGAAGGGGAUGCAAGGAGCUUCUGUGUUGUUUCAAGUGCUCAGAAACCCAGACUUGCCUGCAGGAGUCGAGCUGGAGAACAUGACCUGGGGGAUCUCCUCCGGGGCAAACUACACAAUCCUGCUGCAGGUCUCCCCUGGGGCACGCGAUCCAGAAUGGGUCAACUUCCAGGACAAGUUCCAGAAGAGGGUCCAUGUGCUCAACAUUACGACCCUGAGGAUGAACAACCUGACCCUGGAGGACACUGGGCUGUACCGGGCUCGGGGCUUCUACUCCAGAGGAAGACAAUACGACCAGGAUUUCCACCUGACUGUGUAUGAGCCCCUGCCCCUUCCCCAGAUCAGGACCACGAAUCUGUCCAUCACCCCAGGCUGGUGCAACGUCACUGUGCAGUGUGACGCCCCGGGAACCAGGGAGGACCUGACCAUGUCCUGGGAGAGCAGGGGACUCCCCAGGGAGCUGGAACAACGAGAGGCCACAGGACCAGCCCCCAACCCCUGGACCCUGGCUCUGAGCCUGCCCCUGAGCCAGCCCAACGCCAGCCUCACCUGUGUGCUCAGGAACCAGGUGGACCAGAAAACUGCCACCUUGGACCUUGGGGACAUCUGUGGCCACGGGAAGCAGAUCCACAGGGACAGGCUGAUGCCUCCCAACUACUCAGCAUCCUGGGGACUGUUGUAGUCCUGCUGCUGAUCCUGGGAGCUGGACUGUUCCUCCGGAGGACACGAGUGAAGAAGAGCCUGGAGCCUGGGAGAGGCAGGUUGCACUUCUCCUCCCCGGGCCCACACACCUCCCUCCCCUGGACCCUGGGCUCCCUUCCUCCUGCCUUUACUGCUCAGGGGAUGUCCCUGCAGGAGGCUGGUGGGGGCGGCCAUGGCCUUGGGGUCAUA